This is a messenger RNA of Rhodofomes roseus, 1145 nucleotides long. RefSeq lists its product as uncharacterized. Lineage: Eukaryota; Fungi; Basidiomycota; Agaricomycetes; Polyporales; Fomitopsidaceae. The coding region runs from base 32 to 925 and encodes 297 amino acids. The transcript is spliced from 2 exons. The record is from RefSeq and is a predicted model, not a curated record.
CUGCGGCUUGUCCCUGUCGACUAUCGGCGACAUGCGAUCCCUGGUCGAGUUCUCGACCGUAGUAGGACCCUACGCCGUGGAAGUAGUCAGGCUGCUUGCCGCAGAAGCCCCUGGUCUUAUGCAUCUGACGUUUGUCAAUCAGUGCGCCGCAAGCUGGCGCCAUGAAGAAGAUAUCGCGAACGUUCUUCAUUUCCCUUCACUUCAAAGUAUCCGGCUCUGUGGCGCGCCCUACCUGGGCCAUUUCCUCCAAUACUUGGACGCACCGAAGUUGGCACGCUUGCAAAUCGAGGACUUGCGCAUCGACGAUGUCGAUGUCCUGGCUCACUACGUCAGGGCGGUUACGACUCCAGCUGCGGACACCGCGAGAUUCCCUCAGUUGCGAUGGCUUGGACUCGAGGUCCAUGCCGUCUCCGAAACGGCAUCAGCACCUGCUCUCGGACAUCUAUGUCAGCUUGUUGCUGCUUUCCCUCGCAUUCAACACCUCACCUUCAGUGGUCCGGAUGUUGGCGCAUUCGUUCACGAACUGCGCAGCGGCGGACCGAAACCGGCGGGAGUACUCAGUGCUUUUUUGCCCGCGCUGGAGACGUUCAGUCUGUUUGGCUCGCACGACUACGGUUUCCUCUAUGAAGUCGCAGCGCUCGCAGAAGCGAGGAAAGCAGCUGGGGUCCCAUUGCGCAGCGUCGAGCUGUCCGUAAUGAUCACGCUGUCGAGAAAUAGUCUGCCGCAAAAGCUCUGCAAGAUACUGCAGAUGCACUUCCGUGGGACGCGUACGACAGGAGUGAUGUAUCCCAGGGUCGAGACAUGGGUACAGAGUACUUAUGAACGAGAGGAGCGGCGCACCACUUUUGACGAUACUCAUUUGUUUUGCGCAUUUAGGUUUCGGAAGCACAAGCCUGUGGGAGACCUGGCACGAUGGAAGCCUUGAUCAGGGCUCAUAGUACUAUGGACGUUCACGUUCGUUGAGCAUGUCGAGUAUAUAGUCCAGCCUAGUAUGAUAUGAUGGUAGUCUGGUGUCCAUUGAUCCAGACGAGCCAUGGCAGAGGUGCACCGAAGGGUAAGUACAGUAAGUAUAGCCCAGUGUCAGCAGGCUGCGUCACUGGCGGCCGCUCGUUCGCGCGAACCACAACCAUUCCAAGUCCGUAUUG